UCUGAGACUGAGGCAGCUGGCGAGCGGUUGAUCGCGCGCUCUCAGAUCGAUUCAGUCCGAGAUUCGCUGGCUGGAGACCGAUGCAGCUGCAGCUGCAACCUGGUUCCGUUUCCAACCAGAUUGUUGCACAAUCGAACGGGUUCACGUUCACGUUCACCGGGCGUAUACGCAACGCGCCGCGCUUAUAAGUUAAGCAUACGUCACGGAGCCGCGACCAUUGAACUGCUGGCCAGUUAUCGUACGACACUCGGCCGUUGACAACGCCAAAUCACAGGUGUGAAAAUGGGCUACGACGACGUCAUCACCCACCUGGGUGAAUUUGGACCCUACCAGAAGCGCAUCUACUAUCUCCUCUGUCUGCCGGCCAUUGUCUGCGCCUUCCACAAGCUGGCGGGGGUAUUCCUGCUGGCCAAGCCAGACUUCCGAUGUGCCCUGCCCUUCGAGAACGGGAGUAGCUAUGAUCUGCCGCCCCACCUGUGGAACCUCUCGUAUCCGCAGGACGAGGUGUGCGUCUACUACGAUGUGGAGUACUCGGAGGAGUACCUAAAUGGCAGCCUGCCCCGGAGCAGCAACGCAACCAAGAGCUGUUCCCGCUACGUUUACGACCAGAGCAAGUACCUCAACAGUGCCGUCACCGAGUGGGACAUGGUGUGCAGCCGGAGUCUGCUGAGUGCCACCAGCGACUCACUGUUCAUGCUGGGCGUGCUCCUGGGCAGCUUCAUCUUUGGCCAGAUGUCCGACAAGCUGGGACGCAAGCCCACCUUCUUCGCCUCGCUGGUGCUUCAGCUGAUCUUUGGCGUGCUGGCUGCCGUGGCUCCGGAGUACUUCAGCUACACCAUUUCCCGCAUGAUCGUGGGCGCCACGACGUCCGGGGUCUUCCUGGUGGCCUAUGUGAUUGCCCUGGAGAUGGUGGGCUCCUCGUACCGUCUCUUCGCCGGCGUGGCCAUGCAGAUGUUCUUCUCCGUGGGCUUUAUGCUAACCGCCGGCUUCGCCUAUUUCAUCCACGACUGGCGCUGGCUGCAGAUUGCCCUGACGCUGCCGGGACUGCUCUUCAUUUGCUACUACUGGAUCAUUCCGGAGUCUGCCCGCUGGCUUCUGCUCAAGGGUCGCAAGGACGAGGCCUUCGUGAUUAUCGAGAAGGCGGCCAAGGAGAACCGGGUCGAGAUUCCCAGCGAGAUCUACGAGCAGCUGGUGGACGAGGUGGCCGAGAAGAAGAAACAGGACGAACUGACGGCCUCCCAGCCGGCGGCCACCGUAUUUGAUCUGCUCCGGUUUCCCAAUCUUCGCCGGAAAACCCUGUUGAUCUUCUUCGAUUGGUUUGUGAACAGCGGCGUGUACUACGGUCUGUCGUGGAACACCAAUAACCUGGGUGGCAAUCAACUGGUUAACUUUAUGAUCUCCGGUGCCGUUGAGAUCCCCGGCUAUGUGCUGCUACUCUUCACCCUCAACCGGUGGGGUCGUCGCUCCAUCCUGUGCGGCACCAUGAUGGUGGCCGGGGUCAGUCUGCUGGCCACCAUCUUCGUGCCCGCGGACAUGAACUGGCUGAUCAUCGCCUGUGCCAUGAUAGGAAAGCUGGCCAUCACCGCCUCCUACGGCACCAUAUACAUCUUCUCGGCGGAACAGUUUCCGACGGUGGUUAGGAACGUGGGUCUGGGCGCCUCCUCUAUGGUGGCACGAGUGGGCGGCAUCCUGGCGCCGUACCUCAAGUUGCUGGGCGAGAUCUGGCGCCCAUUGCCAUUGAUCAUCUGCGGCGCCCUGUCCCUCACCGCCGGACUGCUGUCCCUGCUGCUGCCGGAAACGCUCAACAAACCCAUGCCGGAGACCAUCGAGGAUGGGGAGAACUUCGGCAAGAAGACGGAGCCACAAGAGUCCGCCGAGGUGGGCGGCUCCCAAGAGCUGGCCGGGAUGCUCAACGAAAAGUGCGGCUAAUUGAAGAUCGGAUUGCCAGACUGCCAUUUAGCUAAAUCCACUCUGAUGGCCGGCCUCAAUUGGGUCGCGCCCUGAGCACUUAAACGAAUUUAAGCAUUCUGCGCAUUUCCAUUCCACCAGAGAGAUUUCCAUUCAUUCCGAUUUCCCAACUCUGUUUAUUUUACCUUUACAAGCGAUUUAAUAAAAGACAAGUAAAUAUAAA
Drosophila gunungcola (fruit fly) is the source of this 2131-nucleotide messenger RNA. RefSeq names its product organic cation transporter protein (gene Orct). Gene Ontology annotation, biological process: transmembrane transport. Lineage: Eukaryota; Metazoa; Arthropoda; Insecta; Diptera; Drosophilidae. Gene Ontology annotation, molecular function: transmembrane transporter activity. Bases 283 to 1929 code for a protein of 548 amino acids. Gene Ontology annotation, cellular component: membrane. The transcript has a single exon. The record is from RefSeq and is a predicted model, not a curated record.